AUGUCUUCGAGCACGUCUUUAAAGAGUGACACUCUAAAGUUGGCCGUCUGCGCUAUCGGAACAUUUUUGUCAUAUUUCGUGUAUGGUCUUCUUCAAGAAUCUAUAACCAAAGGUAAAUAUGGAGAUGGAGAGAAAGCAGAAAAGUUUACAUAUACCACAACACUUGUUUUCCUGCAGUGUAUUGUUAAUGCCUUAGCUGCAAAACUAGUAAUGAUGUUCUGGAAGAAGGAGAAGGACCUAACACCCGCCAAACUGUAUGGACUAUGUUCUCUUUCCUACCUUGGCGCUAUGUUAGCUAGUAAUCAGGCUCUUCAGUUUGUCAACUAUCCAACACAGGUUCUAGGAAAGUCUGCCAAGCCUAUACCUGUGAUGAUACUGGGUAUACUUUUUGCCAGGAAACGUUACCCUGCAGCCAAGUUCCUGUUUGUACUCAUGAUAGUUAUAGGUGUAGCCAUGUUCCUAUACAAAGACAAAGCACCAAGUUCUAAAGAAAACAAGACAAUGUUUGGCUUCGGCGAACUGCUUUUGCUAGUGUCUCUGACUCUGGAUGGUCUGACUGGUGUUACACAAGAGAGGAUGAGAUCUGAUCACAAGACAGGGGCUUAUAGCAUGAUGCUCAAUGUUAAUCUCUGGUCAUUAGUAUGGUCCACUAUAGGUUUACUUGGUACUGGAGAAUUUCUAAAGUUUUUAGUAUUUGCUCAAAAUCAUCCAUCAGUAUUGUUAAAUAUGCUGUACUUUGGAAUUGCAAGUGCAGUAGGACAGAUGUUUAUUUUCACCACAGUGACAAGUUUUGGUCCACUUACAUGUUCCAUCAUCACCACCACCAGAAAGUUUUUCACAAUCUUCGCCUCAGUUCUUAUAUUCCAAAACCCAAUGAAUUCACGACAGUGGAUAGGUACAGUGUUUGUUUUUACAGGUUUAGGAUUGGACAGUGCAUAUGGCAAGGAAAAGAAAAAGCGGUAGUGAAAAAGCAAAGUUUUGUAUACUGUUUUAAUUCUGUGAGAAGAGAAUGUGAAAAGAGUUUGAAUAUCAAGUCAUCAGCUGAAGAUAUUAUUUUUAAAGGGGAUUAGUUAUUGUGCCAGGUUGGAUCUUAUA
Ylistrum balloti is the source of this 1095-nucleotide messenger RNA. RefSeq names its product solute carrier family 35 member B1-like. Gene Ontology annotation, biological process: UDP-galactose transmembrane transport. The record is from RefSeq and is a predicted model, not a curated record. Lineage: Eukaryota; Metazoa; Mollusca; Bivalvia; Pectinida; Pectinidae. The coding region runs from base 1 to 963 and encodes 320 amino acids. Gene Ontology annotation, cellular component: Golgi membrane; endoplasmic reticulum membrane. Gene Ontology annotation, molecular function: UDP-glucose transmembrane transporter activity; UDP-galactose transmembrane transporter activity. The transcript has 8 exons.